GGGCAUUGAUUGCGCACUGUGCAGGAAGAGGAAAAAAACACAAGUCCCAAAACCUGAACUCUCUAGCUGGGAGUCGAACCCGACAUCAGCUUGUAUAAAGACAAUAUGGACUAACCUAUAGACCACUAGAAACUAAUCUAUUACUAUCAUUAUUAUGGAUUCUAUAAUUUCCAACAAGCGUCGUGUUUUCUAGGGUUGAAUUUGGCUUCCCCUCUUCACCCCAUAACACGCCUCGUUCUCAUCCAGCCGCAUUUCUGAAAGCGGAUGUCCAAAAGGACUUGCUUUCCUUUGGUCACAAGAAGCUUGACAACGCGACUACGACCAGUGCUGAGGUGAUAGGCGGGAGAGGCAUCGCUUGCACGAGCGACUGUGUCCGUCUUUGGGCAUCUAUCAGACGAUGAGUUCUGAAUCUGAGGCCUGCCUCAAAACCUCAAGAUGCGUCUAUGGUAUUGCGGUACGCCGGCUUUGGCUUCAGGUGCUGUGCUAGAUCUCUCGAUGACGUACAGCUAUCACUCGGUUUCAAACGAUGCCAUUGUCAGCAUCUUCGAGCUACGACCACUCACGACUCUCACCGCGCCCCUCGAGGAUUCCGUCCCCCAGCCCAAUUCCCUGCUUUCAGCACUGACUCCAGCCAUAUAUGCUAUCGCAGGACGCGAUUUUCACUGUCCUUCCGUCUGAGGGAUCCACAACAAUCCGUUCCUACAACUCGCCAACUGUAUGGGGCGCAUCGUCUUUCUGUGUACAUUCCACGCUGUAACCUAUCGCUCGCAUUCACCGGUUUUAAACCCAUCAAGCCUGCCGAACGAUCUAUAUGGUUCUGUGCUCGCCUGGCCAUAGAGACGUGGCAG
Desarmillaria tabescens is the source of this 848-nucleotide messenger RNA. RefSeq lists its product as uncharacterized. The record is from RefSeq and is a predicted model, not a curated record. The coding region runs from base 436 to 678 and encodes 80 amino acids. The transcript has a single exon. NCBI's taxonomy places the organism in Eukaryota, Fungi, Basidiomycota, Agaricomycetes, Agaricales, Physalacriaceae.